AUGCCUCGCACGCGAACAAAAUACAUCUGGCCUCCGCCCAUGCUGGCUGACGACAACACCGCGACACCUCCACGCGCAGAUGCGACGACCCCUACGAUUACUAACGCCGCCACCAGUGAACCCCGAGCGAAAAAACCGAAACUAGAAUCUGCGUCGUCCACGGCACAAAGAUUGACACCAAGUGGACGGAGUACUCCUGCUCAAGAGGGAUAUCAACAUCAAGAUCAUUCUAGCAAGGGCAGCGGGAAAGCAGGUGAAUGGGAUCCUGAUUCGGGCACCGCACCGCCGUCCCUGGAAGCUGUCUUUGCGGCGUAUGCGCGCAUACCUAUGGAUACGCAGAUAAAGCGAUAUCGUGAAUGGCGACGCUUCGGCUCAGUCCACGACGACUAUUGCUUGUUGUGCCGCAAAUCCGGACCCAAGGCUCUCGUUCCCUGCAGUACUUGCAGCAAAUGUUUUCACGACGAAUGUACACCGCCGGGAUCAUUAUACAACGAAAUAAGACAGUGGUUUUGCGCGGUCUGCGUUAAUCGAAAUUGGCAUAGACAGCCACCGACUCUGACACCGCCUGCUUCACCUUCUCCCGAGCCCGCCCUCACCACCGGUAUCGAUCGAAGAUCGUCGGAAAGUAGCCAUCUACAGAACAACAGGCAUUUGUCAGACCAGCAGGGAAACGUACCACCCACCGGAAACUCGCAAGCCCUGUCUAUACUCGCCGAAAUAUCCCGCUCAAUGUCUCGCGGUGAAGAACGACACCCACCAAAUCUUUCUUCACAACCACAUCGGUUCCCAGAUGUAUCCUCGCCAUACUCCCCCAACCCUUCUUCCAUUACACUACCAUCGAUAUCCACCCGCCCAGGCCUGGCACACGAGUUCGGCCUCCCACCACCAGCACCUUCUCCAUCCUCACACGGCGUCGUCGGCGGUGGCAAUUCAAUCCUCGACUCACACGCUCGCAAAUCCAAAUUCGCCACUCUCUCUUCCGAAGUCGAUUCCGCACUAUGGGUACUCUACCGCGAACUGGAGAGCGUGACAUCCCUCCGCCAACGAAUCGGCGAACUUGAAUCCGAAAUUGUAAAACUGCGACAGGAUGUUAGUAUCAGAGAUAAUCAGCUCAUUCUUUCGCGGAGAUCGAUAUCGGCGGCUCACAACAGCAAUAAUAACGGCAUGCCAGGCGGUAUAUCGCAGGCUGAGAUCGAUCGGUUGCGUGUACAGGCUGCUAAGGUUGAUGAAGUGACGAGACAUGCUGAGUCUAUGCGUGCGAAGAAUGAGGCGCUGGAGAAGGAGUUGACAGAUGCGAAAGCCGAGUCGGCGGCGAAGGAUAAGACGCUGAAUGAGUGGAAGGGGCGGUUGCCCGACAACAUGGCUGUUCGAAAGAAGAAAAAUCCUGUUGUAUCGACUGAGAAGACGCUCAAGGAGACUGUUGUACCUUCUGCGAGCAUACUGUACGAGGAUUAUCGCGGUGACGAGAAUAGUCAAGAUAGUCAAGAUGUUGAGUCUGAGGGGUCCACCGCCGCAAAGACGACAUCACCAUCACCAUUUGAAGAAAUUGAAAAUGGAAUGUCUGAAUGGAUGACAUCUCCAGACCUUGUCCGCAAAAACCUCCCGUUUACGCCAGAUGUCAUGUACAAUCUGAACAAUUUCUUGCUGGGCAGUCCAAACAUGAAUUCCCCGCAUCUGUUUCGCGCGGAUAUCUGGUAUGAUAGUGCAGGAGAGCUGAAGACCCCGAAGGAGAAGGAGAGGCUUGUUCUAGGUGCUGAAUCGGCAGCACAAAAUCAGAGUGCUGUUGGUGAUGAAAAUCCGGAAUAUACAGAAGCAGAAGCGACUAAAGCGCCACAUAUUCCAGGCUUUGAAGUGAAGCGCACGGUAAUUAGAGAGUUGAUUCCGAGAAGACCGAAUCUAGAUAGGGCGUUGAAACAGACCUGUCUUUACUAUGAAGGGGUCGAUUCGGCUUCUUCGGUGCAAAGGGCGCUGUAUUUGUUCAUACCAGACAUCAAAGAGGAUGAAGAUGUACCGUUUUACCACCCAAAAAUUCGCGGAUGGGGCUUUUUGUAUGACUAUGAUAGCAACUCGUCCGGCUCAUCGUCACAUAUGGAGUCAGAACCCUCGCCGUAUGGAAAGGGGGAGGCUUUGUCGGCAGGCUAUGGAACGCUGUCUCUGCAUAUCCUCCCCUUUCCAGCAGCAGAAGGCUUCGAUCCAUUCCCGGGUCGCCUUGAAAGAAUCCUGCAAAAUCUAUUAAUAACGCAUAUCCGACUUGCACGCAAUACGCGCCCUACUACAUCAGCAGAAACACCAGACCCAUCCGACACCAACUCAAUUACUUCCAAAACAGGCAAAAGACAAGAAGACGACAGCUACAACCCCGACAAGGACAACAUCAUCCCGCGGCACAUGGUCCAAAACACAUACUCACGGCUCAAAUCAACCUAUUCCCAAGACCUAUGUAAGCGAUGGGUGGAAAACACCGAACCUGCAAAACACGUCUUUGAAGAUCUGGCCAUUACGGCGUUUCUGAUUGAGCUUUGGCGGAAUAUGUAUGGCGUCGUGCCACCAGCCGAGGAAGAAAAAGAAGAACUAGUCGGCCUGAAAGAAAGAGAGUUUCCGGAGUUUGUGGAUAUUGCGUGUGGGAAUGGUGUGCUUGUUUAUGUGCUUCUUAUGGAAGGGUAUAGAGGUUGGGGUUUUGAUGCGAGGAGAAGAAAGACGUGGUCGAUUUUCCCUGAGUGGGUGCAGGGGAAUCUUGAGGAGGCGAUUUAUAUUCCUGAGCCUUUUGUGGGGGGCUUCAUCUCGACUCCUUCGACGACAACGAAUGUCGUGGGAGAUUGUGACUCGGUGCAUCAGCGGAUCCAAAGUCAUAACGGUAUUCGUUACACCACUGGAAACUUCCCGAAAAAGACCUUUGUCAUUUCGAAUCAUGCCGAUGAACUGACCAUCUGGACACCCUUGUUGGCAGCACUCGCGUCCCCAGAAGAGCCAUUACCAUUCAUAUCCAUUCCAUGCUGUUCACACGCCCUCUCCGGCGCAAAAUAUCGCUACCCACCACCCAAGAAAGAAACCUCCAAAGCCACCACCACAGAGGAAAACACGGACAACAACCCUCAAACAGGAGACCUCAAAGCCCUCCGCGCUCAAAAACUUGCCGCUAGCACAUCCCUCCCCGACUCCAAUCCCAACUCCACCGCAGUGCUGAACUCGAUGUAUGGCUCUUUAACAGCUAAGACGAUGAGUGUCGCUGCUGAAAUCGGGUUUGAUGUUGAGAAGACGUUGCUGCGGAUACCGAGUACGCGGAACAUGGGCGUUAUUGGGGGGAGAAAGAGUGCUAUUCUCAAGGGGCAGGGGCAUGAGCAGAUGGCAGUGGAUGUAGAGACCGUGCUGCGGGCAAUUGAUGUGGUCGUUGAGAGGGAGUGUGCGAGGGAUGGUGGUGUGAGUGCUGCUGCAAGAAUAUGGGUUGAGAGGGCUAUGGGGUUACAGAAGGUUGGUAAGGGGUCUUAG
Talaromyces amestolkiae is the source of this 3486-nucleotide messenger RNA. RefSeq lists its product as uncharacterized. The transcript has 3 exons. The record is from RefSeq and is a predicted model, not a curated record. Gene Ontology annotation, molecular function: tRNA (uridine) methyltransferase activity. Gene Ontology annotation, biological process: tRNA methylation. NCBI's taxonomy places the organism in Eukaryota, Fungi, Ascomycota, Eurotiomycetes, Eurotiales, Trichocomaceae. The coding region runs from base 1 to 3486 and encodes 1161 amino acids.